Molecule: messenger RNA, 5443 nt
Organism: Ceratotherium simum simum (southern white rhinoceros)
Lineage: Eukaryota; Metazoa; Chordata; Mammalia; Perissodactyla; Rhinocerotidae
Gene: NKTR
Product: natural killer cell triggering receptor
Biological process (GO): protein folding; protein peptidyl-prolyl isomerization
Cellular component (GO): cytoplasm; mitochondrion
Molecular function (GO): peptidyl-prolyl cis-trans isomerase activity; cyclosporin A binding
Source: RefSeq, a predicted model, not a curated record
UCUCGCGGGGUUUAGCGUGGCACUAGGAGGCUGGGCCUGCGGGAGGGGGUGGUGGUCCGUUAGUGGCGUCGGCCUCUGGCUGCGGUGGUCGCGCUUAGUCGUUUGCUCGCCCGGAGCUGCUCAGGCUGGAGGCCAGCUAGCUCUUGCCGCCGCCUCGGUCGCGAUGGGGGCGCAGGACCGGCCGCAGUGCCACUUCGACAUCGAGAUCAACCGGGAGCCGGUUGGUCGCAUUAUGUUUCAGCUCUUCUCAGACAUAUGUCCAAAAACAUGCAAAAACUUCCUUUGCCUAUGCUCAGGGGAGAAAGGCCUUGGAAAAACAACUGGGAAGAAGUUAUGUUAUAAAGGUUCUACAUUCCAUCGUGUGGUUAAAAACUUUAUGAUUCAGGGUGGGGACUUCAGUGAAGGUAAUGGAAAAGGUGGAGAAUCAAUUUAUGGUGGAUAUUUUAAAGAUGAAAACUUUAUUCUCAAACAUGACAGAGCGUUCCUUUUGUCAAUGGCAAAUCGAGGGAAACAUACCAAUGGUUCCCAGUUUUUCAUUACCACAAAACCUGCUCCACACCUGGAUGGGGUCCAUGUUGUCUUUGGACUAGUUAUUUCUGGUUUUGAAGUAAUUGAACAAAUUGAAAAUCUGAAAACUGAUGCUGCAAGCAGGCCUUAUGCAGAUGUGCGAGUUAUUGACUGUGGGGUGCUUGCCACGAAAUCAACAAAAGAUGUUUUUGAGAAAAAAAGGAAGAAACCAACUCAUUCAGAAGACUCGGAUUCAUCUUCCAAUUCCUCUUCCUCGUCUGAAUCAUCUUCAGAAAGUGAAAUUGAACACGAGAGAAGCAGAAGAAGGAAACAUAAGAGGAGGCCAAAAGUUAAACAUUCUAAAAAGAGACGAAAGGAAGCAAGCAGUUCAGAAGAGCCAAGGAAUAAACAUAUAAUGAGCCCAAAGGGUCACUCUGAGAGGAGUGAUACCAAUGAAAAACGGGCAGUCGAUUCAAAUGCUAAAAGGGAAAAGCCUGUGGUUCGCCCAGAAGAGAUUCCUCCUGUGCCUGAGAACCGAUUUUUACUGAGAAGAGAUAUGCCUCUUGUCACGGUGGAACCUGAACCGAAGAUUCCUGAUGUUACACCCAUCGUAAGUGAUCAGAAACCAUCUCUAUCGAAGUCUGGACGGAAGAUUAAAGGAAGGGGCACAAUUCGCUAUCACACACCUCCAAGAUCCAGACCCUGUUCUGAGUCGGAUGACGAUGACAGCAGUGAAACUCCUCCUCACUGGAAAGAGGAAAUGCAGAGGUUGAGAGCAUAUAGACCACCCAGUGGGGAAAAAUGGAGCAAAGGAGAUAAGUUAAGUGACCCCUGUUCAAGCCGAUGGGAUGAAAGAAGCUUGUCCCAGAGAUCCAGAUCAUGGUCCUAUAAUGGAUAUUAUUCAGAUCUUAGUACAGCAAGACACUCUGAUGGUCACCAUAAAAAACGCAGAAAAGAGAAAAAGGUUAAGCAUAAAAAGAAAGCUAAAAAGCAGAAACAUUGCAGAAGACACAAACAGACUAAGAAGAGAAGGAUUAUUGUACCAUCUGACAUAGAAUUCUCAAAAUCUUCCACCCGACGAAUGAAAUCUUCUUGUGAUAGAGAAAGGAGAUCUCGUUCUUCCUCGGUAUCAUCUCAUCAUUCAUCAAAGAGGGACUGGUCUAAAUCUGAUAAGGAUGAACAGAGCUCUUCAACCCAUUCCAGCAGAGACUCAUACAGAUCAAAAUCUCACUCACAGUCUUACUCUAGAGGAAGCUCAAGAUCAAGAACUCCAUCAAAAUCCUCAUCACAUUCUCGAAGUAGAUCAAAGUCCAGAUCUAGUUCCAAGUUGGGGCACCAAAGGACAGCAUCAAAAUCACCAAGAAAAACUGCCUCUCAGUUAAGUGAAAAUAAACCAGUUAAAACAGAACCUUUAAGAGCAACAGUGCCACAAAAUGAAAACGUUGUAGUACAACCAGUGGUAGCAGAAAAUAUUCCUGUAAUACCACUGAGUGACAGUCCCCCUCCUUCAAGGUGGAAGCCCGGACAGAAGCCCUGGAAGCCCUCUUAUGAGCGAAUUCAGGAAAUGAAAGCUAAAACAACUCAUUUGCUGCCCAUCCAAAGCACUUAUAGUUUAGCAAAUAUUAAAGAGACUGGUAGUUCAUCAUCCUACCAUAAAAGAGAAAAAAAUUCAGAAAGUGAUCGGAGUGCUUAUUCAAAAUACAGUGAUAGAAGUUCAGAAAGUUCACCAAGGUCAAGGAGCAGAUCUUCUAGGAGUAGGUCUUAUUCUAGAUCAUACACAAGGUCACGAAGUCUAGCUAGUUCACAUUCAAGGUCCAGGUCUCCCUCAUCCAGAUCUCAUUCACGAAAUAAAUAUAGCGAUCAUUCACAGUGUAGUAGAUCAUCUUCAUACUCUUCUCUUAGCAGUGAUGAUGCAAGACAAGCCAAGAGAAAAUUUAGAUCCAAUGGGAAAAACAAUAACGCUUCAAAUAAAAGAUACAGCAGCAGCUCUGAAAAGACACUUCGCAAUAAAUAUGUCAAAGGCAGAAACAAGUCUUCAUGUCAGAGAAAGUAUAGCGAAAGCAGAUCAUCUUUAGAUUAUUCUUCAGACAGUGAACAGUCAAGUGUUCAGGUUACACAGUCAGCCCAGGAAAAAGAGAAGCAAGUCCAAAUGGAAAUGAAUAAUAAACAAGAGAAAAACAGAGAUGAAGAGAAAUCCAAGCCUGAAUGGGAAUGCCCUCGUUCAAAAAAAAGAACUUUGAAAGAAAAUCUUUCUGAACACUUUAGAAAUGGCAGUAAGCCCAAAAAGAAGAAUUAUGCUGGGAGUAAAUGGGACUCGGAGUCAAAUUCUGAACGAGAUGUAACUAAAAGCAGUAAAAAUAAUUCCCGGCCAUCUUCUGAUAAGGAGGAAGGUGAGGCCACAUCAGAUUCUGAAUCUGAGUGUGGUGAAAUUCACAUCAAAGCCAAACCCACAGCAAAAUCUUCAGUGAAUACUUCACUGCCUGAUGGUCAUGGGGCUUGGAAAUCAAGCAAACAGCGGUCAUCAACCUCUGAUUCUGAGGGGUCCUAUUCCAAUUCAGAGAACACUAGAGGAAAGCCACGGAAGCACAAACAUGGGUCAAAGGAAAAUCUUAAAAGGGAACACACUAAAAAAGUGAAAGAGAAAUUGAAAGGGAAAAAAGACAAAAAGCACAAGGCUCCAAAACGAAAACAGGCAUUUCACUGGCAGCCUCCACUCGAAUUUGGUGAAGAUGAGGAGGAGGAAAUUAAUGAAAAGCAAGUUACUCAGGAAGCAAAAGAGAAAAAACAAGUUUCUGAAAACAGUGAAACCAUAAAAGAAAAUAUUCCCAAAACGGAGAAGUCUUGUGAAGAUGGCAACCUUUCGGGUAAACGUAAUACAGUAACACUUCCAUCAGAUAUUGAUCAGCCUACUAAAGAUGACAGUAAACUCGGCAUUUCUCCCACAGCUUUAAAUACUGAGGAAAAUGUACCCAGUUCUCCCCAAAACAUUCAGCAUAUUGAAGAAAGUGUCCCAAGCGGAGUGGAGGACGUGCUUCAAACAGAUGAUAACAUGGAGAUUUGCACACCUGAUAGGAGUUCCCCAGCAAAGGUAGAGGGGGCCUCCCCUCUAGGAAAUUCAAGGCUUGACACCCUGGAUAUAAACGUUCUAAAGCAGGAUAUAUCAACAGAGCAUCCUGAAGCAGAGGUCGUAAAACAGGAAAGCAGCAUGUCGGAAAGCAAAAUGAUGGGUGAAGUGGGGAAACAGGACAGUCCCUCUGCUAGCUUGGCCAGUGCUGUAGAAAGCACUGUUGUGAAGAGGGAGGUGGCUGAGAAGAGCCAGAUCAGCCUCAUGGAUAAUAAAUGGAAGCCCCUGCAAGGUGUGGGGAACCUGGCAGCACCGACUGCUGUCACAUCCAGUGCUGUGGAAGUUAAGGCAUUGAGUAGUGUGCCUGAAAUGAAACCACAAGGCUUGAGAAUAGAAAUUAAAAGCAAAAAUAAAGUUCGGCCUGGGUCUCUCUUUGAUGAAGUAAGAAAGACAGCACGCUUAAACCGGAGGCCACGAAAUCAGGAGAGUUCAAGUGAUGAGCAGACACCUAGUCGAGAUGGUAAUAGCCAGUCCAGGAGUCAAAGUAGAUCUCGAAGUAAAUCUGAAACCAAAUCAAGACACAGAACAAGGUCUGUCUCCUACAGUCACUCAAGAAGUCGUUCACGAAGUUCCACGUCAUCUUAUCGAUCAAGAAGCUACUCUAGAAGUCGGAGCAGAGGAUGGUACAGCAGAGGCCACACCAGAAGCCGGAGCAGUUCCUACCGCAGUUACAAAAGUCAUAGGACGUCCAGCAGGAGCAGAUCCAGGAGCAGCUCGUAUGAUCCCCACAGUCGGUCCAGCAGGUCCUACACUUAUGAUAGCUACUAUAGCAGGAGUCGGAGUCGAAGUAGAAGCCAGAGGAGUGACAGUUACCACCGAGGCAGAAGUUACAACAGGCGGUCCAGGAGUUGUAGAUCUUAUGGCUCUGACAGUGAAAGUGACCGAAGUUACUCUCAUCACCGGAGUCCCAGUGAAAGCAGCAGAUAUAGUUGAAAAUGUCCCCUUUUUUGAUACCAAUUAUCUCUUAUUUGUAAAUAUCUGGUAACUUAAAAGUUUAAGAAACUUAAUGGCAGUCUGUUGUUCUAUUUCAAUAUUAGAGAUGAAUUUCAAAAAUAGACACUUGUUAAUUUUCAUUUACAUGUGUGUAGAAUUUAAAAUACAGAUAUGUCUCCUAAAAAUAUUUUUAUGCCACAUUUUACAGUAGCCAACUACAGAAAUGAAUUUCAUUUUCUUGAAUCAAGAAAUCAUGAAAUAUAAUUUGCAAUAUUAUUUUAGAUAGACUAUUUCUCUCCAUCUCAUGUAUUCCUUAGAAUACAGAUUCUUUUCACCCAUUUUUCAGGUUUUAGCAUAUAUGCUGCCAAGUGUAGAACUGUGGAGAACUGUUAAAGGUGGCCAAAUAUUUAUAUACCAAUUACACAGAGUCUUAUACAUAUGUGCUCUUAAAAAGAAACCACCCAGUAUUGAUACUGAUGGUAGCCAGGAAUAGAGGCAGUGACUCUGGGUUCUUAACUCAUUCCUUACUUCUGUGUUGUCUCAGAGGAUCAGGAAGGUGGUCAUCAGACAGCCCACUGUCUGUAUUACUGCAGUGGCGGGUAUGGUUAAGAAGAAUAAAUCAGCCUUAACUAUAAAUACUGGAACUGUCUCUAAGGACUUAAUGUUUUAUGUGCUUUUUAAUCAAUGCUAUCAGAAGUUUAGAUUGUAAAAAACAAUUCUACUCCAAUUCAUGCUUUGGUGCUUGGUACCUUUUGGUGCCUCUAAGCAUUAUUCUUAUAUAUUAUACAUUAGAAUCUCAUGAGAGAGAGAGAGAAGAUUGUUUUUUUUUAAUUCAUUGGCACCAAACAUGAUUCCUUCUGAGCUGUAUUCCUUUUGGAU